AAGAGGCAAUACCAACAACGAUCUACUACCGGAUGUAUAAUGUGCCGCACCCGCAAGAAGAAAUGUGACGAGCUGCAUCCUAUUUGCACUGGCUGUCAGCGCAACGGGUUAAGCUGCGAAUGGCCCUCUGCAGAGCGACCGCAACGCAAACCGCGCCGGUCACAGCACCACCAGCUGCCGCAGAUGGGCUAUGCCCUGCCACCGCAUAUCGAGGCGAUGAUCACCGUCUUUGCCGUUCCCAACGUCGACAUGGCCAGUCGACUUCUGUCUCACUUCACCGACUACAGCCCUCGCUGGCUCUCCACCCGCACAGGACGCCGCCGGUCGGAGUUCCUGAACCACCUGAUUCCAGCGGCCAUGGAUAGUCCACUGAUUCUGAAAUGCAUUUUGACUGUCUCAGCGGCGGACCUGAUUAAGUAUGAUCCCUCCAAUGUGGGACUAAAGGGCGCGGCGGUGGAGUACUAUGGCCAAGCACUCGCGAACCUUCGUGAGACUAUCGCCGAUGAAGAGAGAUCCGGCACAAGCCUCUCUGACUACACCCUCUUAGCUGUACUGCUUAUCUGUCUUCACGAGAUCCAAAACUUCACCUCCGUGCACCGCCUUCUUCCCCAUCUCAACGCAGCAGCAGCCCUCUUCUCCCACAAACUAGACACCACGGCCGCCCCGCCCAACUCCCAGCUCCGCCAACUUCUGUCCGAUCUAUUUAGCUACUUCUUCGCCCUGACCACCUUCACCCACGGUCCCCAUCUCGCCCUCCAUCGGGGCUCCUCAAUCCUCGAAUCCUACCUCACCACGCCCCAUCCCAAAGACACAGGCACAGGCACGGGUGCAAUCCUCGGCACCGCCCAACAAACCUUCCUGAUUAUCUUCCGCGCCUCCCACCUCAUCCAACUCGCCAAACAAACCCACACCCCGCUCACCGCCGCCAUGAAGACGAAACUCACCGCAAUGGAGCGCCAGCUCCACGCCCUCCAAAACAGAACCCUGCCCCCGUUCAACCAGGGCUACACCGAUGUCGAAGAACAAGGCGACGCCAUCAUGUCCGAGUUGUACCGACUGGCGUGUAUCAUGUAUCUGAAACGCACGAUCGACCCGGCCCUCGGGAUCAAAAGCCACACGAUCCAAGCCCUCGUCACGGAUUUUAUUCGCUUACUGGAACUGCUUCCGCCCCACCACCCGGUGAACUGUAUUCUGUGCUGGCCGCUGGUGGUGGCGGGCUUGUGUACGACGCUGCAUGCGCAUCAGCGGGUGAUCACGACGCGGCUGGGCCAGAUCUAUGGGGUGUGGACGUCGGACUUGGUGACGAUGAGCAUGGAGCUUCUGCGGCGGGUG
This is a messenger RNA of Aspergillus aculeatus ATCC 16872, 1332 nucleotides long. Its product is annotated as Zn(II)2Cys6 transcription factor. Gene Ontology annotation, biological process: positive regulation of transcription by RNA polymerase II. The record is from RefSeq and is a predicted model, not a curated record. Gene Ontology annotation, cellular component: nucleus. Gene Ontology annotation, molecular function: DNA-binding transcription factor activity, RNA polymerase II-specific; transcription cis-regulatory region binding; zinc ion binding. The transcript has 3 exons. The annotation marks the transcript as partial. NCBI's taxonomy places the organism in Eukaryota, Fungi, Ascomycota, Eurotiomycetes, Eurotiales, Aspergillaceae.